AUGGAGGGAACUACAAAUUUGGUGGUGUAUCGCAACGGUGAGAUAAUACGUAAUACUCAUGAGGGAGUGAGGUUUGUGUCCCAGAAUCCGUUUUCGUUUGUGGUUCCAUGUACGAUGACAUUAAUGGAGCUGCAUAAUGGCCUCUGUCAAAGCAUGGAGAAUGGUACGUUAAUGAGAGUGAGCAGAAUUCUGUACCGAAAUCCGGUUGUUGUUUUUGGUGGUCUAAUACAGUUUGAUGUCAUGCCGAUCACUGAUGAAGCGAGUAUGCAGAAGAUGUUUCAAAUUCACCAGCAGACUCAGAUGCGACACCCACAGAUUGAGGUAUACGUUGAUUUUGAAACUGUAGAGGCAGUGGCGGUUCAGAAUGAUAUAGAUAUACAUGAUGAUAGAGCUGCAGUGUACCAAGGAAUGAAUAGUGACAGCGAAGAUGACUUCGAAGCCACUUAUGAGGCCGGCGACGAAGAUGAGGAUGGUAAUGUGGGAGUUGAGGCAGCAGCAGAGAAUGUAGUGGUGGGUCCGUCGAGCAGUCAACCGAUGGACGUUCCACCUUUUAUGCGUGAGUUGGAUCUCGAGGCCAUGCAUGCCCCCGAGUUUCCGGAAUAUACAAACAUAGGCGUUGCCGAUGGUGAGGACGGGGAGUUCCGGAUUGGAAUGGAAUACAGUUCUAGAAAGUCGGUCGUCGCAGCAAUUAGAAGUUUCACUAUUGCUAAAGGAGUUGACUAUGAGGUGUAUGAGUCUGAGCCACAGACGUUCUAUGCAAAAUGCAAGAUGUACGGGCGCGGAUGUGACUGGCUUAUCCGAGCUAGCUUGAUACGGAAAAAAGGUUGUUGGGAGAUACGAAGAUACAACGGUAGCCACACGUGCACGAUCGGAACAAUUUCACAAGAUCAUUCCAAGUUGGACUCAGAUAUAGUUGCUGAUGCUAUAAGGCCAUUGGUCGAGACGGACCCGUCCAUCAAGGUGAAAUCUAUAAUUGCGAAAGUCCAGUCAAGGUUCAACUAUACCAUUAGUUACCGAAAGGCUUGGUUGGCAAAGUAG
Arachis stenosperma is the source of this 1038-nucleotide messenger RNA. RefSeq lists its product as uncharacterized. Lineage: Eukaryota; Viridiplantae; Streptophyta; Magnoliopsida; Fabales; Fabaceae. The coding region runs from base 1 to 1038 and encodes 345 amino acids. The record is from RefSeq and is a predicted model, not a curated record. The transcript is spliced from 2 exons.